AUGUUCACAAUCACGCGUCGCAUACCAAGCCGCGUUAUUCUUGUUCUCUGGGAUUUGCAGAGGCUAAGAUCCGGAUGGUUCCCAGGGGAAAAAAGUUUUUGUUUUGUUCAUGCAGCGUUUUCACCAAGUCUCACUUUCAACUUCGAGUACAACUUAACACUAAUUGAGAUCUCAACGAAAUGGUCGUUGAGUCUGGACCUACCUGUUUU
Messenger RNA from Amoebophrya sp. A120, 209 nucleotides. The record is from the annotation of a GenBank genome assembly. NCBI's taxonomy places the organism in Eukaryota, Dinophyceae, Syndiniales, Amoebophryaceae.